GGAGAGUAGAAAAGAAUUCUAAGGUACUUUUCAGCGGAUGCUGCGUGCCAAAACCGCGCGAUAUAGUCUACUUUAUUACAGAUGUUUGACAGGGCCAAUAUGAGUCGAGUAAAAGGAAAGGAGAAAUAGCGCGUUAUGUUUUGUCCGGAAACACGCCAUUGCGCAUGAAUCUAUUGGCAAAAUCUCUCCUAUUCCCGCUUAUUGAAGUGUACCAUAUAAUAGCCGAGUGUAUGAUAAGACCAUGCUGCUAUCCGAGACUGUUUUCCCCUACUGUUUCCAAACCUCAUCUUCACACACGUGUGUAACAUAAACUUGAGGUAGGGACAGGAGGGGACCAACAUCAUAAGCGUUCAUCUGCAACAAGAUUGGAGUCUGUUCCCGUGAAUUUCGACUCAGGGUGUGUGCUCUUGGCAUUAUGCUUGAUCAAGUUUGCAGCGUGAACAAAAAAGGCAGGGAUAUAGGACUAUCCGAAUCACCGGGGUUGGUACCAACGAAUCGGUGAGUACCUACUAUGGAUAAUAUUUCUCCCGAUGAUGGCGGAGACAGAAUGAUCGUGAAUAAUAAGCUGCGUUCUCCCAACCAGAUGAGUGAACCAAACACAAUGGACUCUUUUCAAGAUGGAGGCCAGCAAAACAUGAACAACUCCGAACAGAGUGAAUAUCCUCCGAUGGAGGGGGCUCACAUGAACACCGAUAUGAAUAAUUUCCCACCAACAUCAGGAGAACAUGGAAUGGGCCCUGAGAACUAUAGCAGAAUGAAUGAUAAUAUGCACCAUGGUCAGAUGCAAAACUACCCUUAUAACAGAGGGGGCUAUGGCCUGGGUUCGGAACAACAUGGCGGUAUGCCGGCAUUGGCAGGAAGUACUGAAUUUGGGACUCAGGGUUCACAAUUUCAUGGACAGUAUUCACAAUCACAGGUGAGACCAGGGUAUCCAGGAAUGGAUAAACCUGGUAUGAGUCCAUCCAGACCGGGUAUGGCACCCCCUGGAAUGGCAAUGAUGUCGCCCCCUGGAUACAACCCUAGUGCUCAAAGAAUGAUGUCUGGACAAAGUAUAUCUCAGCAAGGUGGUCCCACACCUACACUAAAUCAGUUGCUACAGACUCCUAACUCUACCCAAAGAUACCCUAAUAAUUACAGUGAAUAUCCAGGGGGGUCGGGCAAGGGAAAUGACUUGGGAUCUGGGAACAUGCCAUACAAUAUGCAAGGUCCUUGGAACGCAAGAGCUUCAUAUCCCCCUGGGCCUAUGGGAGGGACAUCUCCUUACAGAAAUCAAACUGGUUCAAUACCAGGGGAGAUGAACCAGCCACGCCGUCCGACAUCCAUGUCCCCAUCCAACUACCAGAAUGCUCCUGGGCAGUACGUGGGCGGGCCCCACCAGUUCUCCCCAGGCUCACAGAGGUAUGGCAGGAGCCCAGGGGCACAGAUGGCUGGUGGCAUGGGCAGCACCCCUUAUAAUCCACAGAUGCAUCCACACUUUAGCCAACAACAGCAGCAGCAGCAGCAACAACAACAUCCAGCUAGCAACGCAAACAGCCCAGUGCCCGGAUACAGUCAGAGCAUGCCCUCUUCUCAACAGCAAACUUUCCUAUCUCAACAGCUUCAGCCGUCAUCACAGCCCCAGCCCCCAGGGCCGUCCCCUCCCUGUCCGCCGGCCAGUCAGUCCUCGCCCCUACACACCCCCACUACCCCUAUUCAGGCUCUCCAACAUCAAACAUCACAGAUGAAGGGGUCCCCAGUCCACAACAACUCCGAACAAUCACAACAGGGUAUAACAGAAAACAACAGAACGAGUCAAAAUAAGAGGUCAGAAAGCGAAGAGGAGUCAAAAGGGGAACAAGGAGGAGGUGACGAUACUGAUUCGCGGACAACGCCAACAUCUACUGGGGUGCCACACCCGGCAGUCUCCUCCCUCCGCCCGGUGCCAUCACCCUCGGGGUCAGCAGGGUCAAGGUCAAACACGCCAGCCUCUCUUCCAGGAAAUCAAGCUGGCAGUCCUAUGCCUCCACGACCGCCGUCCAGUCAGUUGGAAGGUCAAGGUCGCAUGAGUCAGUCACCAAUGGCAACGCAAGGCUACAACCAACAAAUGAUGCCGCCACCUAUCGGGCCUAACCAAAUGGGGUUUGUGCCUGGGGGGAACAAGAUGGGAGGGGCACCAGGACAAAUGGGGCCCGGGCAACUCGGUCACUAUGGUCAGUACAACAACCAGUAUCCUCCCGGUCCCGGCCCAGGCCCAGGUUCAGGGAACUACGGACGUCAGCAUAACGUUCCGGGCAUGCAGAAUGCCUCUGGAAUGUCCAACUAUCCCUCUCAGAAUAUGUAUAACGGGCCAAAUCCAAUGGGACAGGGAGGUCCAAUGUACAACAACAUGCCCUUAAACAGAGGAAUGGGCAAUUCCAGCUACAAUAAUGCAUAUAGUGGACAAGGCAAUGUUAGCAUGGGACAGAUUGGGGGAAUGAACAAUCAGUAUAGUGGAUUUAACAACCACAUGGGUCCAGGCCCAGGUCCGGGUCCGGGUCCUGGCCCAGGUUCGGGUCCAGGGCCGGGUCAGCAAGGGCCUGGUAUGAAUCCCAACAUGCCGAGUCAUUCCUCCAUAAACUCUGUGGGUCCACCUGGUCAGACGGUACAACCAGGCAUGGGAAUGCACACCUCUCCCCCUGCAGGGCCACCCAUGCCGGGCCCAGGGGGCGUGAAAGGGGCUCAGGCCGCUGCCCAGGCUGCCAUGAUUGCUGCUGCCAACAGCGCUGUUGGGAGGGGAGCACAGAUGAGAUCGGUACCGGCUGUGCCAAUGGGGAUAGCAGGACAACCACGUAUGUUUGGCCCACAGUCGGCCAAUCAGAUGCCACCCAAUCAGAUGGCUCACAUGAACCACAUGGGUCCCAUGAACCCAAAUAUGAACAGUAUGGGAAGCAUGAACCCAAACAUGAACAAUAUGUCAAAUUCUAUGAAUCAAAUGCCUAACAGUAUGUCCCAUAGUCCAGUGACCAACAGUAUGGGGCCAGGUUCAUUGGGACCAUCCGGUCCUGUUCCUUCACAUAAAGGUGGCAAGUCCAACAGUACUGCCUUGCCUCCUCAACUGUGUCUGGGCAAUCCAACAGUCUGCCUACAAGUGCAGCAGAGAAUUCCACAACUGCUGCCUUUACGACAUCCACAAGUUCGGUAUCCCCAAUGCCCAACUCACAACCUUCACCACCAACAGUUCAGCCCAAAUCCCCUGCAGCUGUUAGUCAAAUGGAAACAAAGGUUGCAAACUCGGAACCAGCCGAUAGCAAGACUUCAAUGUCGGAAACCAUCAGCAGUAAACAGUGGUUCAAACUCCUCAGAUUCCAUGCCAGCCUCUUCGACAGACACAAAACCUGCUGAUCCACCCGCAGAGUUACCCGAGCCUCCUCCAACCACAACUGCUGCUACGCCCCCGACGUUAGUAGCCACCACCACCCAAUCAAACUCGGACACUGUGAGCAGCUGUGGUGGUGACAGCACCUCCCCCAACCUGACCCAGGCUCCAGCACCUCCGACCACAGAGUCUAGUCGAGGAGAGGUGAAAAUGGAAGGAGCUAUGACCACACCCUCUUCAUCCUCUUCCCCUGAACACCAGAAUAUCACUACUACAGCUAUCACAACUAUGGUCAGCACCACUACUGUAGUGACCCAGAGCAUCACUUGUCCUGUGACCUGCAUCGCAGAGACGACCAUGUGCAACUCACAAAUGGGAAUUGACAGCAUCCCGAGCAUGCCAGUGAUGAACUGCAUCCCUAUGCCAACGUUUCCGGAAGAGCCUCCGGAGAAGAAGAAAAAGGACAAUGUGGUGGUUGGAGCGCCCUCUCCUGGCGCACCCAAUCUUUCCUCUGCUCAGGACGACAUGAGCAGUAGCCCCAGUUUGCCCGGAACGCCCAAAUCUGGUGGUCCUGCUGAUUUGGGAAAACUGUACGAGAUGGGCAUGGAGCCUGAACGACGACCAUUCCUGGAUAAAAUGUUGAUGUUUUUAGAGGAUAAAGGAACUCCUGUAACGUCAAUGCCUUCCAUCAGUAAACAGCCUCUUGAUCUCUAUAAACUAUAUCUAUGUGUGAAGGAGAAAGGAGGAAUGGUCGAGGUUAAUAAGACGAAAAAAUGGAAAGAAAUUUGUGGUUUUGUGAACAUUGGAUCAUCAGCUAGUGCUGCUUUCACAUUAAAAAAGAACUAUAUUAAGUACCUGUUUGCUUAUGAGUGCCAGUUUGAUAAAGGAGGCAUUGAUCCUCAGCCUAUCCUUAACCAAAUGGAACAAGCUUUAGCUCAGAAACGAGAACAGAAACAGAAGCGAGCUCCUUCACCAGCUGGAUCUCAAGGUUCAUCAUCCCAGGAUGCAUUCCGCCCGCCCAGUACCCCAAACAGCCAGGGGAUGGACCCCUUCUCCCCAAGCAUGCCUCCCCCAUACAUGCAGAACUCUGACGGGGGAAUGGGGCACAUGGGAGGAGGUGCGGGCAUGAUGCCACCCAACAACAUGAUGAACCCAAACACAAUGAUGCCUCCGCAGUCCAACAUGCCCCACCCUUCUGCUAUGGGUGGUGGUCAUAGCAACAUGCCUAACAGUAUGAUAGGGGGCCCAGGUGGAAUGGUGCCAAACAGCAUGAUGCAGGGCAAUAUGGGUCAGAGUAAUAUGAUGGGGAAUAAUAUGCCACCCAACAGUAUGAUGGGGGGCAGCGUGCCUUCGAGUGGAAUGAUGGGGGCGUCAAUGCCCAAUAAUGCUAUGAUGCCAGGGAAUAUGCCAAACAACAGUAUGCUAGGGGGCAGUAGUUUUAACCCCCAACAGAACAAUAUGCUAGGAGGCAACGUGCCUCCAAACAGUGUGAUGGGAAAUUCCAUGAUGCCCACCUCCAGUGCAAUGGCCCCAAGUGCUGGCACAACCAUGCCUUCAACAUCAGACAGUAUAAGUGUUCAGGAUCCGUUUGCUGAUGAGCCCACGUCUACUAAUUCCCAAUUUUCUCCUCGACAAAGUGUCAGUUCUCAGAUGCCGCCAUAUUCAAGUAUGCAGCAGCAACAACAAUCCGCGCCCCCGCCACAACAGCAACCCCCUCAACAGCAGCAGUCCCAGCAGCAGCCAACACCUUCUCAACAACAGCAACAGCAGCCGCCAAACCAGCAACAUAACAGCAACUUUAACUACAAUGCUCGAUCAGGAGUGCCCCCAAAUAUGCCCCAAUAUUCCAGUAACAUGAACCAGUCCAAUAUGAACAGUUAUGGGGAUGGUGUUCCCAGUCGUAUCCCCUCUCAAGGAGAGCAAUUCAACGAGUCAUCAACGUACCCACGACCAGGAAUGGAAUCCUACCCACCUGGAACUGCACGGCCUGGUGAAUCCUAUGUUCCUGGUCAAAGUCAGUACAUUGCCAGGCCUCCAAGCGCACCAAAUCGAUUUCCCUUUGGACAGCAGUUUGAACGACCAGAAAGGUAUGAACAGCAACCUGGCCCCACCCACCCCAGCCAACAGUAUCGCCCUACAUCCCAAGCAGGGAUGAUGGCCCCAAACCAGCCUGGCCCCGAGCAGAUGUUGGGAGCCCGUUACCCGGGGCAACAGAUACCAGGGAUGAGGCCGCCUCAUGGGGGCCCACAGGAUCAGUACCCUGCACAGUCGUACCCAGCACAGGGCCCUGGAUACACAGGACCCCGGCCCAUGAUGAGUCAGGAAGGAUACCCCGGGUACAACGGUCAACAGGGCUCCUUUCCUGGGCCCCGCCCGCCUAUGGCCAGGGACAUGACGGGCGGGAUAUACCGCACCCCUAACAAACACUACGCAGAGAUGCCACCAGCGUUUGGCCAUUCAUCGCCAUAUACCGAGCGAGGUAUGCCUGUCCCCAGUCAUGGGGGAUACCCUCACGAGGGUAUGAUUUCACAUCAUGAAGGUCACAUGACUGAUCCUCGACGAGGUGACGUUGGACAGUGGUCUCCAAUGGCUUCAAGGUACCCCUCCCAACAAGGCCCAAACUACAUGCCUCACGCUAUGGGAGGCAUGCCUCCGGUCGCACCAGGCACACCACCAAUGGGGCCAUACAGCAGGGCUGGACCCCGAGGAUCUCCACACGCCAGAGAAAACAAACCAUACAUGACCAAGGCACAGCGGCCUUCUCCGCGUAAUCCAACACACGAGGUAGCUCGUGCCCGAGGGUCAGCUCGCUUGUCGGUCAGCACCAAGCAGAAGCCGGGUACUCUGUUUCCAAAUGCUCAGUUCCCUCCUAAGAAGGAGAUAGUGUUCCCCCCAGACAGCGUUGAGGCCACACUACCGCUUCUCAAUAAGAGGCGACGUCUGUCCAGCAAAGAUAUAGGAUCCUUGGAAGCCUGGAGAUUAAUGAUGGCUCUGAAAUCAGGUUUGCUGGCGGAGAGCACAUGGGCUCUGGACACUCUCAACGUUCUGUUAUUUGAUGACAGCACUGUAGCUUAUUUUAACCUUGUACAUCUGCCUGGCUUACUUGAAGUGUUAAUAGAACAUUUCCGCAAGUGUUUGAUGGAGAUAUUUGGCAUAUUUGAAGAUUCCGAUCUUGGGUAUGAUCACAAGCUGGAAAAGUGUGCAGAAGUUGAGUCAGACUGUGAGGAUGAUGGUCCUGAUCCCGAUAACCUUAAAAAUAUUCAUGUUACGUGGAAUGGCAAGACUGUCAAGGUUGAGGAGGACUCCCCUGAAAGUUGGGUGGCUGAUAGAAAGAAAUGGGACGUGUAUAGUGGUUAUAGUGGCAGGCGGAAUCAUUGGCAGCUAGGGGGCGGGGACCUCACUCAUCACAUUGUUACACAUAUGGAAAGUGGCAAGACACAUGAAAUGUUUACCAGGUUAUUUUCCAACAGGAAAAGGACUAGAGAAGAACGUGAUAGCAUAGUUAAUGGCCCUGUGAGUGACCACGGUGAGAACGUUGAGAGUGAGGAGGUGGCAGAAAAGUUAGACAAGCCAUGUUUGGAUACGUCAGAGGAGUGUGUGUCGCACGAGGAAACAAUCUCAAUUAAAGUUGAUCAUUCUGCUGUGUGUGACAAGACGAAAAUUAGAAACAAUUUCAUCAAAUCUGUGCACAUGAAGACUGAGCCUCGUGACUCAGGUCUUGACAGUGUAGACUCAAACGAUUCAUCAUCAAAUGAGGCAGCGGUGAAGGAAAAAGCUGCUGCAGAAAAGUGUGCUGAGGAGUGCAAGGAUUCAGAGAAGUGUGUGAAUCAUAUAGACAAGUGUGAAAAUUCAUCUGAUUCAGAUCAGGAAGCUCCAUGCCUCACAAAGGAGGAACCAUUUGAUCUGAACUCAAAGCCUGAAGUGGAAAAGAACACAGUAAAGGAAGAAAACGGGAAAGAAGAAAUAACAAAAAUGGAGACUGAUGACGUUUCGAAAGAAGCUCCUGAAACAAAGGUUGAAUCUGACGUAACACAAGACGAGGAUACCCAAACAGAACCUUCAUCAGAGACCAAGCCAGUGGAUUCCAAGACAGGAGUUCUGAAUUCCAGCAUCUCGAGUCGAGAUGAUUUGGCAGAGAUCAGUCUGUCUGAGCAGUCUCUGUUGAAUUUGUCCCACCAGGAGAGUGAGCUGGAGGAGGAGGCGUACCACCGGGACGAACCACCACUGUGCCUGUCCACAGAAGCCCAGGAGGAGCUGGGACGGCGCUGUGUCUGCAUCUCCAACAUCUUGCGCAGCCUCUCCUGCAUUCCGGGCAAUGACGUGGAGAUGUCGAAACAUGCCGCACUGAUGAAGGUGAUGGGGAGGUUGCUGCUGCUUCAUCACAAACACCUACCUCGCUCAAAGUGUCAUCGGAAACUGGUAGAGAAGGAUGUGGACACAGACAUCACCGAGCCAGACUUGAUGGGAGACAUAUGUGAAGGCAAUGGGGAAUGGUUCUGGAGCUACUUAGAUGCUCUGCGUGAGAAUACAUUAGUGAUAUUUGCCAACAUCUGUGGACAUCUAAACUUAUCGGCCUACUCUGAGAAAAUCUGCUUCCCUAUUCUGGACGGACUUUUGCACUGGGCAGUGUGUCCGUCAUCGUGUGCUAGAGACCCCCUGCCUAGCAUGUCCCCCCAGUCCGUCCUCUCACCUCAGCGACUCGUGCUCGAAGCUUUGUGCAAAUUGUGCAUACAUGACUAUAAUGUAGAUUUACUGUUGGCAACUCCUCCUUUUGAACGGAUUGUGGACCUGUUUUCAAAUUUGUGCAAAUUGGUUUCAAAUAGGAAGGACCAAGUUCCACGGGAAUUUGCUCUAGUUCUCUUAUCAGAGUUAGUUCAAGGUGACAGUAACGCUGCUCGGGCCAUUGCUCUACAACACCCCUGUAUAUCAUUACUUGUAGACUUUCUGGAAACAGCUGAACAGAAUGCAUUGCAGGUGGCAAAUACCCAGGGCAUAGGAGCUCUUCAGAACAACCCGGAGGUUAUGGGUACUAGUCUUGACAUGUUACGGAGGGCUGCCACCAUCCUCUUGUGCUUAGCUAGAAUUGAGGAAAAUCGCAAGCUGUUUGUUCAUCAUCAAAGUAGGUUGUUAGCCUUAGUCAUGUCGCAGAUUCUGGAUCAGAGUGUUGCUCAGAUUCUGUCAGACGUUCUGUUUGAAUGUUCCCUGUUUUCAUAGUGAACAGAAGAUUGCAUCACGUGAAAGUGGAUCCACACAGACAAUUUCAUGUUACUCUUAACUUUUCUAAAGUUUUUAAGAAACUUUAAUUGGAAUUCUAGAAUGGAUAUAUAUCAAAUAAUUUUUACAAGAAAAUUGAAAUUUGAAAAUAACUGAAUCUGAUUCUACUGCCAUUGGUAGGUAUGUUAACGUUGCACAGCUUCCUAUGCCUGCCAAGGCUUCUGUUGUAAUGCUUGUGCUGUUUAAGCAUGGGAAAAACCCUAUAAACAGACAAUUGCCAUAUCAUAAGCAACACUGACAUUUCCCAAACUUACAUUGAUAUCUGUUUUUCACUGCUCAUAGAAUUGGGUUUCUCAUGUACCCUAUGUUCAAGAUGUAUAAAAUAUUCACUUACAUUUGUUUAUAGAACAUCCGUUUUCAUAUCAUGUUUUCAUGCUGUUUCAUUGGAUGCCUUUGAAGGGAAGCCAUGUUUUGAUUGGCUCAUUUAUCAUGUUGCUACGGAAACAGAACUGGAGCCAUUUUCUCCUGAAAUCAUUUGACUUCAUAUUGGUGUCGCGUUCGGACGAAUGGACUAUUAUGUUGUGUUAUACCCAGUGAGGAAGCCAUAUACUCUCUGUAUCUCUUCCUGCGUUUUGUACAGUAUGUGUAGAUACAAUUUCAUGUCACAAUUCUUAUUCAAAUAAAAUUGGUUUUGUGAUUGCACCUGGCACCUGUGGCUUGUCCUCAUCCCCUGACCAAGAGCUGUUGGGCGUCGACCAUCAUCACACCUUCACCACUUCGCCAACGCUCAUUGGUGCCCAAUUGCUGUCAGGUGCUGACAACGUCCUCACGUCACCAUGGUUACCUUCAUCGGUGCAUCCCAACAUCAGUCAGUGGUCAUCGUGCAAAGGCUUAAUAAUCCAUGUCAGAAUUGAGAAAUAAAUGUAUAUAGAUAACAAAGAUAA
Messenger RNA from Haliotis rubra (blacklip abalone), 9492 nucleotides. RefSeq names its product AT-rich interactive domain-containing protein 1A-like. Gene Ontology annotation, cellular component: nBAF complex; SWI/SNF complex; brahma complex. Gene Ontology annotation, biological process: positive regulation of DNA-templated transcription; regulation of transcription by RNA polymerase II; chromatin remodeling. The record is from RefSeq and is a predicted model, not a curated record. Gene Ontology annotation, molecular function: nucleosome binding; DNA binding. Lineage: Eukaryota; Metazoa; Mollusca; Gastropoda; Lepetellida; Haliotidae.